Gasterosteus aculeatus aculeatus (three-spined stickleback) is the source of this 4037-nucleotide messenger RNA. RefSeq names its product receptor tyrosine kinase-like orphan receptor 2 (gene ror2). The record is from RefSeq and is a predicted model, not a curated record. Gene Ontology annotation, cellular component: signaling receptor complex; plasma membrane. Gene Ontology annotation, molecular function: Wnt-protein binding; ATP binding; transmembrane receptor protein tyrosine kinase activity. NCBI's taxonomy places the organism in Eukaryota, Metazoa, Chordata, Actinopteri, Perciformes, Gasterosteidae. Gene Ontology annotation, biological process: cell surface receptor protein tyrosine kinase signaling pathway; positive regulation of kinase activity; protein phosphorylation.
GGGCGGCUGGGGGACAGACCCCUGGGGACGGGGCCCUGUCGCCCUCCAAGCGUUUCACUGGACCACGCACGUGCCCGCGCAAGGGGGCGGCGGCGGCGGACGUGGUUGGGAUCGCCUCGCCUCCCUGAACGCGCAUCUCUGCAGCGCCUCCAUGUCCGACUCAUCCGCGACCUAAAGCGGUGCGCGUUUCUUCCUCGCGCGGCAGCUGAUUCGGAAAGAAAAGACAAGAAAAGGGCCCAGAAGUAAAAGCAGACGUGGAUGCAGUAAUCCUGCCGGCGCCAUGAACUCCUUCCCGAGGAGUUUGAUCUGGAUGCUUCUCUGGUUUCCUAAUGGCAGAUGUGAAACAAAUCAGGGUCUGUCAUUGGAUGCAGAUGGUGUGGCUGAAUCUCAAAGUGGAGCUGCACCCACAGCUGAAGGUUAUUUCUUGGAGUUCCAAGGGCCGGUCAACAACAUCACCCACUUCCAAGGCCAGACGGCCACGCUGCACUGCAAGGUGACCGGGAACCCACGACCCUCCAUCCGCUGGCUGAAAAACGAUGCCCCCGUAGUCCAGGAGCAGGGUCGCAUAACAAUCCGUAAAACAGAGGCGGGAUCCAAGCUCCGCAUCCAGGACCUAGACACGACAGACACUGGUUAUUAUCAGUGUGUUGCCUCCAACUCACUGAAGGUCAUCUCUGCCACAGGUGUCCUCUACGUCAAACUAGGACAGAUGCCCACACAAAGCCCAGAUGAACCGUCACGAGAAAAGGGUUUCUGCCAGCCUUACCGAGGCAUCGCCUGUGCUCGCUUCAUUGGAAACCAAAGCAUUUAUGUUGAGUCGCUGCAGAUGCAGGGGGAAAGUGAAAACAGAAUCACAGCUGCCUUCACUAUGAUUGGAACCUCUACGCACCUAUCAGAUCAGUGCUCCAGGUUCGCCAUCCCGUCCUUCUGCUACUAUGUUUUCCCUCUGUGUGACGAGGGCACCCGAACCCCUCGGCGGCGCCAGCUCUGUCGAGAUGAGUGCGAGGCCCUGGAGAAUGACCUGUGCCACACCGAGUACAGCAUUGCCCGAUCCAAUCCCAUGAUCCUCAUGCAGCUAGAACUCCCCAGCUGCCACCUGCUCCCGCGGCCGGGCACAGCCGAUGCUGCUUCCUGUAUGAGGAUAGGAGUGCCGGCAGAGAAACUGGGUCCAUAUUCGCCCACAGACCACAGCUGCUACAAUGGAAGUGGGGCGGACUACAGGGGCACAGUCAGCAUCACUAUGUCCGGUCAGCACUGCCAGCCAUGGACCUCUCAGUACCCUCACAGUCACUACCUGUCCCAGGACUACCCCGAGCUCUGGGGAAGUCAUAACUUCUGUCGUAACCCAGGGGGCCAGAUGCAGGCGCCAUGGUGCUUCACGCUGGACCCUCAGGUCAGGGUGGACCUGUGUGACAUCCAGCCCUGCAAGCUCCCAGAGAACCCCAGGAAUGAGAUUCUGUUUAUCCUGAUCCCUGCCAUUGCCAUCCCUUUGGUCAUCGCGUGCCUCUUCUUUCUGGUCUGCAUGUGUCGAAAUAAGCAAAAGGAAUCAACUGACACUCCACGGUGCCAGCUAAGCAGUUCCCCAUGCCAGGACAUGGAACUGUCUCUCCUGAAUCAGCAAAAACACCAGGCCAAGCUGCGGGAGAUCAACAUGUCAGCAGUGCGGUUUAUGGAGGAGCUUGGCGAGGAUCGGUUUGGCAAGGUUUACAAGGGCCACAUGUAUGGAACCGCACCUGGUGAGCAGACACAGGUAGUGGCCAUCAAAACAUUAAAGGACAAGGUUGAUGCCUCUCUCUGUGAGGAAUUUCGCCAUGAAGCCAUGCUCCGCGUUAAUUUACAACACCAACAUAUAGUUUGUUUGCUGGGUCUGGUCAGCAAAGAGCAGCCAAUGAGCAUGAUAUUCACCUAUUCCAGCCUUGGUGACCUCCAUGAGUAUCUGGUGAUGCGCUCCCCCAACUCAGAUGUUGGCAGCUCAGAUGAUGACAAAACAGUCAAAUCCACACUGGAGCAGGCCGAUUUUCUUCAUGUUAUCACCCAGAUUGCAGCCGGAAUGGAGUACCUCUCCAGCCAGCAAGUAGUUCAUAAAGACCUUGCUGCCCGAAACAUUCUGGUCUAUGACAAGCUCAGCAUCAAGAUCUUGGAUCUGGGCCUGUUCAGAGACGUCUACUCUGCUGAUUACUACAAUCUCACAGGCACAAGCCCUUUGCCCAUUCGGUGGAUGUCCCCAGAAGCGGUUAUGUAUGGAAAAUUCUCCACUGACUCCGACAUCUGGUCUUAUAGUGUCUUGCUAUGGGAGACUUUCAGUUACGGUCUGCAGCCAUACUGUGGCUACUCCAACCAGGAUGUGAUUGAAAUGUUGCGCAGCCAUCAGCUACUGUCUUGUCCAGAUGACUGCCCGGCCUGGAUUUACACCCUUAUGCUAGAGUGUUGGAGUGAAUUCCAAGCAAGAAGGCCUCGCUUCAAGGACAUCCACACACGCCUGCGCUCUUGGGAAAGCCUCUCCAGGUAUACCAGCCCCGCUCAGACUUCUGGCACCAGCAACACUACCCAGACCAGCUCCCUGAGCACGAGCCCUGUAAGUAACAUCAGCAUUAGCACGGCAAAUGCAUCUCGUUACACCAGCCCUAAAAAGAGUUUGCCCUUCCAUCAGCCCCAGUUCAUUCCCAUGAAGGGCCAAAUGCAUCGGCAGAUGGUUCCCCAGCAGCUCUACAUUCCUGUCAACGGAUAUCACCCCAUGCAAGCUUACCCAUACCUGCAGAACUGUUACCCCAUGCAAAUACCCAUGCAAAUUCCCCAGAUGCACCAUCCACCACAAAUGGUUGCCAAAAGUAGUUCUCACCAUAGUGGCAGUGGAUCCACAUCUACAGGCUAUGUCACCACUGCCCCGUCCAACACUGUCAACUCUGUCACCGAGCGAGCAGCUUUGCUCAAUGACUCCAAGACCAAUGAUGAGGACUUUGCUGACAGGCCGUCCAAGGAUGGGCAAGACCAAAACAUGGACAUGUUGGUGCCUGAAACAGAAUUGCUAGGGGACAAUGACCCUCUGCAAACUGAUGAACUGGUGAUACACUUGUCAGACACAUAAGUGUGGUUCUGCUGGAAGAAGAGCUGAAUUAUUUCUGUGAGCUGUGCUUGCCAAAAUGUAAUAAGCAGCAUAAAGUGAAUAGAGAAGUGUUGUGGAACAGUGACUGAAUGUUUUCUUGGAGUUUUAUUUAGAUAGUGCUGACACAGGUUUGAAUGUCACGUGUGUUGCACGUCAAUAAUGUUAAUGAUUAAGCAAAAUUAAUCAUGCAAUCAUUUUGUAAUGUUGCCAUUUAUAGAGAGAUUUAUGUUCUUGCCGUUGCUGUGGAACAAAAAAAUACUAUAGGGGUUGCCUUGAUGGUAUUCCUUUUAAAUGUCAGCAAUGCAAACAACACCCACUUUCCAAACCUCAGAAACCACACCCCUCUAUAAAGACAUCACUACCUUGAUGUCAAUCACCCUCUUCUUUCCCAGUAGCAGUGCCAGUUGUGUUAAGUGAAAGACACAACCAUAGCAGAAGGGUUUCUACCGGAACCCAUGACUGAACCAGGAUGUAUGUUGUGGCAUUGUGCUUGUUCUUCUGACAGCUUAAUCACAUUUUUUAUUUUUUUAGGUUAUUAUCUUUUAAGUUGUGAAAGCCACAAUCACCGAUUGACAAAAUGUUUGAUGAAUAGAUACGCUGUAGGGGUUUGUUAAUAAUCAUACUCACUGACAAAAAGAAAGACUGAGAAUCAAGAAUCUCUUCUUUUCGGGACAUUGAAGUGUAAACACAACUUAAACCCAACAAGGUAUAUAUUUGUAACAUGAACAUUGACAACCAAAUUGUGCAGAUUUGUAAUUAUGUACUUUGUUUUGAACUUUUUAUUUCUUUUUAGUUUUUUAUACGAAGAUUCGUAAGCCUGUUAUUUGUACAAUUCCCUUUUCACCACAUGUUUGCUUUGUUUAGGUACAUUUUUGCUUACCAUAUAAUGUUUACAUUCAUCUAUGGAGCAUGCAAUAAAGUCAUAUUAACAAAA